Pleurotus ostreatus (oyster mushroom) is the source of this 1779-nucleotide messenger RNA. RefSeq lists its product as uncharacterized. NCBI's taxonomy places the organism in Eukaryota, Fungi, Basidiomycota, Agaricomycetes, Agaricales, Pleurotaceae. The transcript is spliced from 11 exons. The record is from RefSeq and is a predicted model, not a curated record. The coding region runs from base 1 to 1779 and encodes 592 amino acids.
AUGGUCGUUGCCUCGACGGCUUUGGCUGCACUCGCAGCGAAUGACUGGUCUCAACCGUGCUUUGACGGCGAGUGUGCGUACGAUUUGCACGAAGCCACCGGGACAUCAGGCAUAUUCAAAGUGCACGCCACUCCGAUGGGUCUGACGGACAUUACGCCUGCGGCAGGAUGGGUGAUCCUCGAAUGUAAUCCCAAUGUGAUGUCCCAGGAAAUCCGGCUCGUCUGCGAGACUGAUCACGAGGACGCAUCGUUAGCAUCGGGAUGCAACCACGUCUUCGACUACCACGGGCCCGCUCACAAGGUCGUGCGUUUGCCUGAAAGCUGUGGCAAUGGUCCGUUUGCGCGUAUUGUGGAGAUGACUGUAGCGGAAGACCAGACUAUCCCUGCGCAUGCAGAGUCGAAAAUUCGCCGCAGGGACGGGGCAGCGCCCCGAAUCCACAGUUUGAAGAUCGAUGAUAAUUUUGCUGCUAUCGACGCUGAGUUGUGCGGAACUGUCCAGUUCGCGUUCGUCGGCGCUACUAGUCCCGGUUUGGACCUCAAUUCCGCGUUCACUGACUUCUUCUGGGACGACGUCGGUAAAUGGGUCGGCGACGCCGUGCAUACGGUGGGCCAGGCUAUCUCCACCGCAAAGGACUGGGUGGCCAAAGCGGGGAAUUGGGUUGGGGAUAGAAUGCACGACGUGUCGGAUUUGGUCAAAAACAGAACCUCGUUCGAGAUCGCGCCGAAGGUAGAAAGCCAGGAUAUCUCCCUGAGGAGUGACGUCCAGUUCUCGUCUGAGGAAGCGCAUGGGCCCAUAUGCCCCGGGGGCACGCACGCGAAAGUCGACGUCCACUUCAAAAGCGACGGGAGCCUCAAGGUGAAAGCGGGCAUAGUCAGCUGGCUGCCUUCGGAGGUGCGUUCGCGGACUAAACUGUGUUUCUUCAUCGCAUUUAUUCCGCUCGUAGGCGUGGAUGGGUCCGUGGACGCAGCUUUGAAGGCGACGGUGCAAAUCAAUGGCGGCUUCAAGUACGAAAAGAAAAUUAUUGAAGGUUUAGGUCUACCCGGAUUUUCUGUCCCAGGAGUAUUCACGAUCGGGCCUUACUUUGAGCUGGCCGGACGGGUACAAGGUCAUAUCGCCCUUGACUUGCAGACCGAUAUCCAUUUGAAUUAUGUGUUCAAUGAUAUCGAGAUGUGGUUCCCGAAAGAAUAUGGGAAUCACAGUAAAGAGGGUGGUGUCAAGACCAAGGACUCUAACUUUGGUUUCCAAGCUUCGGCUCACUUAGAUGCCCAAGGAUGGCUUCAGGCAACACUCGCUCCACAGCUUCAUCUCGGUGUUUGGGCGGCAGCAGGGAGCGUCGAUGCUAGCAUCUAUCUCGAAGCGGCGGCGUACGCGCGAGCGUCGGUCCAUGUUGAAGUCAGCGCGAAGAAGCGCGAGUUCCUCCCCCCCGGACGAUUCCUACCAGCGAAGCCGGGACAUGGAGGGCGUGUAGUCUCAAGGAAACUCAACAGACGCGACGUCGCUUUUAGUGGAUGCGCUUGGCUGGAUCUCGGGGUGGACCUCAGUGGAGGAGCGACGGGGAAGCUUGGUCCGUUGAAGGCCGAUGCAAUCCUUCCGAUUUGGUCGAAGAAUCUUCAGGUACUCGAGAAAUGUUGGGAGGCCGGGAGGGAGCGUUCCGGGAAGGUGGCUCUGUCCAAGCCAACGGCAGAUCUUAACAAAGUCGACACCAAUGCACAGUGCUCCAAGGAGCCAUCUAUGUCUUCGCCUCUCACAGGUAAUGUCAAAGGACAGACUCUGAAAUGA